UUGGGAGCGGUUUUACUUCAAGAAUCGUUGUCAUUUCGUAAAUAUGCAAUCAAUUAUAAAGCUAUGACAGUCAGUCUCUCCAAGUUUUGCCUCUUCUACUGUUAUUUCAUUCAUACCUCUUACAUCCAUCAUCUACCUCAUAACGCCAACUACUGUGACUACGUGAGACGAAUCAUCGUUGGAAACGGAAAUUUUACAACCCAGUUAGUUAUAAUUUUGGAACGUUUUAUAUAAACAUCUUCUCUUCUUACAAGAAGAAAUUUGGUAAACAGUAAAGAUGGAGCAUUACGUUACCAUUGCAUCCUGUCAACUGAAUCAAUGGGCCCUUGAUUUUGAAGGGAACCGUGACAGAAUCAUUGAAUCUAUCAAACAAGCAAAGGAACAAAAGGCUCGUCUUCGUCUUGGUCCCGAAUUGGAAAUCACUGGUUAUGGCUGUGAAGAUCAUUUUCUUGAAUCCGAUACUUAUACCCAUUCAUGGGAAAUGCUCUGCUGGAUUAUAAAACAUCCUGAUUGUCAAAAUAUCUUAUUAGAUAUUGGAAUGCCUGUCAUGCACAAGUCAGUACGCCAUAAUUGUCGUAUCCUAGCUUUGGAUGGGAAAAUUAUAUUAAUUCGGCCUAAAUUAUGGCUUUGCGAUGACGGAAACUUUCGUGAAUCUCGCUGGUUUACUCCAUGGUUACGUCCUCGUGUUGUAGAAACAUACUAUUUACCCACCUUCGUUGGCGAUUCACUCAGUCAAACCCAAGUUCCUAUCGGUGACGCUAUCCUUCAAUGUAAAGAUACCGUUGUAGGUAUUGAGACUUGCGAGGAACUCUUUACUCCCAGUAGUCCUCAUGUGGAUAUGGCUUUGGACGGUGUGGAAAUAUUUUUGAACGCUUCUGGAUCCCAUCAUGAGCUUCGAAAGCUAUCUACACGUUAUGGACUUAUUCAAAAUUCUACACAAAAGUGCGGUGGUAUUUAUUUGUAUAGCAACCAAAGAGGUUGUGAUGGUGGUCGUUUAUACUACGACGGUUGCGCUAUGAUCCUUUCAAACGGAGCACUACUAGCUCAAGGUAGUCAGUUUUGUUUGAGAGAUGUAGAAGUUAUCUCAGCUACUGUUGACGUUGAUACGGUUCGUUCAAGCAGAUUUCAACCCUCACAUGGAUUACAAGGUGUUACUCGUCCUUCCUAUGAGCGCAUCUAUCUUGAUUUUAGUCUUAGCUCAUUCAAACAGAACUUUGAUAUGCAUAACAAGCCUACUGAUGGACAACCUAUUCGCUUAGUGUCACCCCAGGAAGAGAUUGCAUAUGGCCCAGCAUGUUGGCUUUGGGAUUAUUUGAGAAGAUCUCGCUCAGGUGGAUUCUUUUUGCCCUUAAGUGGUGGUUUAGAUUCAGCUUCUAGUGCUGUGAUUGUCCAUAGCAUGUGCAGAAUCGUAACUAGUGCUAUCAAAGAUAACGAUCAAACAGUUUUAGCCGAUGUUCGUCGUAUAGUUGGUGAUCCUAAUUAUUCCUCAACUUGCCCCAAGGAGCUUGCUAGUCAUAUAUUUUACACAAGCUUCAUGGGUUCUGAAAAUUCCUCUAAAGAAACAAGAGGUCGUGCUAAGGAACUUGCUUCUCGUAUAGGGUCUUAUCAUGUGGAUAUGAGUAUUGAUACAAUGACUCGUGCGAUUGUAAGCUUAUUCGCCAUGGUAACAGGAAAAACUCCUCAAUUCCGUUCCCGGGGUGGCUCUCAGGCUGAGAAUUUGGCUUUACAAAAUAUUCAAGCAAGAUCAAGGAUGCUUUUAGCCUAUUUGUUUGCCCAGUUACUACCUUGGGUUCGUGGUUAUUCAGGAUCUUUGCUUGUGUUAGGUAGUUCUAACGUUGACGAGAGUUUGCGCGGAUAUAUGACCAAGUACGAUUGUUCAAGUGCUGAUGUCAACCCCAUCGGCGGAGUAUCAAAAACCGAUUUGAAAUCAUUCUUGGAAUAUACAAAGGAUGCAUUCGAUAUGCCAAUCCUCCAAGAUUUCUUGGAUGCUACUCCAACUGCUGAAUUAGAGCCCACUACUGAAAAUUAUGUUCAAAGUGAUGAAGUUGAUAUGGGAAUGACUUACCCAGAACUUAGCAUGUUUGGAAGACUCAGAAAGAUUGCAAAGUGUGGUCCCUUCAGCAUGUUUAACGAAUUGAUUCAUAAAUGGGGUGAUCACCUUUCUCCCACUGAGAUUGCUUCUAAAGUGAAACGCUUCUUUUAUUACUAUGGAAUUAACCGUCAUAAAGUGACAACCCUCACGCCUAGCUACCAUGCUGAAACUUACGGGGUUGAUGAUAAUCGUUAUGAUCUAAGACAGUUCUUAUAUCCUUCUUGGACAUGGCAAAACAAAAGGAUUGAUGAAGUUGCUGCUAAAUAUGAAGAACAUGAGAGAAGGAAUAAAGAUCAGUAAAUGAAUCAAUCUAUGUCGUGAUUAAAUUUUGACUUUAUUAUAAAUAAAUCCAUUACCUUUUUUAUUUUCUAUUAAGAAUGUUAAUAUCUAGCGGCAUUUUUGAACUUGCAGCUCAG
Schizosaccharomyces cryophilus OY26 is the source of this 2508-nucleotide messenger RNA. Its product is annotated as glutamine-dependent NAD synthetase. The coding region runs from base 278 to 2392 and encodes 704 amino acids. Gene Ontology annotation, molecular function: NAD+ synthase (glutamine-hydrolyzing) activity; glutaminase activity; ATP binding. The transcript is spliced from 6 exons. Lineage: Eukaryota; Fungi; Ascomycota; Schizosaccharomycetes; Schizosaccharomycetales; Schizosaccharomycetaceae. The record is from RefSeq and is a predicted model, not a curated record. Gene Ontology annotation, cellular component: cytoplasm. Gene Ontology annotation, biological process: NAD+ biosynthetic process.